Trichomonas vaginalis G3 is the source of this 1296-nucleotide messenger RNA. RefSeq names its product tropomyosin family. Lineage: Eukaryota; Parabasalia; Trichomonadida; Trichomonadidae. The coding region runs from base 1 to 1296 and encodes 431 amino acids. The record is from RefSeq and is a predicted model, not a curated record. The transcript has a single exon.
AUGAGUUUUAGUCAUCAUUCUUCUCUUUUAUCACCAAAAACACUUCCAAGAUCCUCGCCGUUUGGAAAAUCAUUUUCUAGUGUGUCAGAUUCGAAUUUAAUUGAUCGAGAAGCAAGAUUAUCUGCAGAUGAACAAUUAUAUUUGCAAGAACUCGCUAGAUUUUACGCAGAUGUCGAACAAUUUGAACGUAGGAAAAGAGAAUUACAACAAAGUUCAGGGAAUAUAGCCGAUAGAACACGCAUUCUUGAAAAACUAGCAACAAACUUAUAUGAGUUCGAACAAGUGUUAAUCGAUCGAGAAGAAAAGGCAAAAAAGCGAAUAUCAGAUCAAGCUGCAAGAAAAGAUAAAGAAAAUAAGGAUAUAAUUGAUAAAGAAACAGAAAUUAAAAGUUUAGAACAACAAAUUCCACAAGAAUCAUUUCAUGAAGAACAAGAAUCUCACGAAAUCGAAGAAUUACAAAAAAUACGAUAUCAAAACGAAUCAAAAUCCAAAUUACUUAAGCAAAAACAACAAAAUAUUAUAAAUAAACAAAAAGAACUUGACCAAGAAUUAAUUAAACUAAAGGAAAUAGAAUACCAAGAGGAGGGUAUUAACAAAGGCGCAAGAGAUUUACUUAAUACAAUCUUAACGAAUUUACUCGAUGAAGAGCAAUACAAUAAGCUUCUUAAAGAAAAGGAAGAUCUUGAAGAUAAAUUAUUAGAAGCUAAUGCACGCAUCCAAAAUGCAGAUGCAAAGCAAAAACAAUUCACUAGAGAGCAAAAAGUCAGAUUAAUGGAAUUAAACAGUCUUCAAACAGAGUUAGACAAUGUAAAUCAAAGUAGCCAGAGUUUAAAAGAAUUGACAAGCAGACUUGACCAGUCUUUUCAGCAAAAUACAGAUUUUGAAUCUCAAAUACAAGAUCUUGACGGCCAAAUUGCAAGAUUGAAGAGGAAACUUGAGAUACAGAACGCAGAAAUCCAGAGAAUGGAAGCACAAGAGAAAGAUCUCGAAAAACGAAGAGCUGCUUGCGAAUCAAAUAAUAAAUCACUUGAUGAAAUUGAAAAUCAGCUCAAAAAGCGAAAACAACAAGUAGAAAUACAGAAGAGCUGUUUCCCAACACUUAAUAAAGAACUUGAUGAUCUCAAAAAGAAAUAUGAAGAGAAAGAAAAAUCUUGCACUAAAUUGGAAAAAACAACUCAGGAUAUUUUGCAUCAGUUCGAUCAGAUUCAAAAGCAGAUUUAUUCUUAUGCAAGUUCAACUCAAUCUGAGCAUCAGCAAGCUUUUGAAGGCUUAAGUGACGUUUUGUCUUCAAAUUAA